Molecule: messenger RNA, 309 nt
Organism: Fusarium graminearum PH-1
Lineage: Eukaryota; Fungi; Ascomycota; Sordariomycetes; Hypocreales; Nectriaceae
Exons: 1
Coding region: 1-309 (102 amino acids)
Source: RefSeq, a predicted model, not a curated record
AUGGAUACGAUGGACAAGCCUGUCCGGUUUCAACCUGUGCUUCUGCAGGGGUCCGGGUUUCUACAACGGUCCCCCGGCAUUCAGAAGGAUUCAAUCCGUUGUUCAAUGGCCCAACCAUACUCUCCCCUGGCUAGCCAGUCUGACGCACAUGAACUCAUCAUGUAUUCUUGUGGCACCGCUCAUUUACACUUUAUCGAUCUGGCCAAGGAUGUCGUUCCCAAUACCAGUUGUUUGGAAUGGUUUCAAUCUCGUGGGGAACCCUUCAGAGACUACGCCGUAACCCGACAAUGCGCCGAGAUGGUACCCUAG